AUGCAUUCGAACAACGUGACAAAUACAAUUUUAUUAUUUGAAAAAUUAAUAAAAAGCGCUGAAAAGAGCAAUGUAACAAAAAAGAUUAUCACAAGAACAAAAAAAAUUGAACAUAAUUUUGAUUUAAAUCGGCCAAAUCAAAAAGAUGAUCAAACAAUUAUAUCUAGCGACGCCAAAGCUCCCAAUUUUACAACUCCAGUAAUCAAUAAAAACGGGGAGCUCAAAAAGAAGAAGUUUAAAGGAAUUUCGAACAAAAUUGCUUUUUUUGAAAAGAAAGCAACAACAAUUAAGAAUUCUAGCAAUACAGUGAUCAAAAAUCAAAGGGAAAAUCUAUGGGGUAGAUUAAAUAAACUAAACCAAAUUAAAGAAAAACUUCAUGUAGGAGGUAAUGGUGGUCAAUGCGUACUAGGAGGAAGACAAUAUAAACACGACCAAGACAUUACAGAGGAAGAAUACAAAAAUGAUAUAGAUGUUGAGGAAACUUGUAAAAAACUGAUACCCAAUAAUUAG
Messenger RNA from Daktulosphaira vitifoliae (grape phylloxera), 510 nucleotides. RefSeq lists its product as uncharacterized. The record is from RefSeq and is a predicted model, not a curated record. The transcript has 4 exons. NCBI's taxonomy places the organism in Eukaryota, Metazoa, Arthropoda, Insecta, Hemiptera, Phylloxeridae. Bases 1 to 510 code for a protein of 169 amino acids.